Messenger RNA from Spizellomyces punctatus DAOM BR117, 1066 nucleotides. RefSeq lists its product as uncharacterized. Gene Ontology annotation, cellular component: NatA complex. Gene Ontology annotation, biological process: mitotic sister chromatid cohesion. NCBI's taxonomy places the organism in Eukaryota, Fungi, Chytridiomycota, Chytridiomycetes, Spizellomycetales, Spizellomycetaceae. Bases 163 to 1008 code for a protein of 281 amino acids. The transcript has 2 exons. Gene Ontology annotation, molecular function: acyltransferase activity, transferring groups other than amino-acyl groups. The record is from RefSeq and is a predicted model, not a curated record.
UUUGUGUGCCCGUCUGUGUGUGUGUGGCCGACUCCCCCACCUUUGGUUUUUUUCCUUUUAGUUUUUUCUUGAUUGUCUCGAGUAUCUUUUGAACGAGGGUCUCUCUGCACAAUACUCUGUAGAGAAUCUGCUUUUGUUAAUGUAGAGUAUCCUAUUUGGGGGAUGCUAUUGAGUUUUCCACCUACCCGCAGUCGUACACCAAGCACAACAUUGACGAGUAGUACAACAACAACAACCACAACAACCACAACGACGACGACGACGACUACAAAGACGUUGGAACCGACGACGCAUACGCCGAGUCGGAUAUCACUUUCUUGUUACAUUCCUCCACCGCCUCCACCAGUAUUGGGAGAUUCGACCGUCGUGCCACCCUCGCGGAAACAACGGGGUCGGGAUGCAAGUGGGUCGGGUGGAAGGGGAAUAUUAGCGUGGUUAAAAGAUGGGAAAAGGAAAGAGGAGGAUGGGAAAAGAUGCGAGUUUAGGUCGUUACCGCAGGGUGUAUCGCUUCAUGCUGUACAAGAGGAAAAUGUCCAUUUGGUGAGACAGAUUAAUUCGGUCGUGUUUCCUGUGAGGUAUAAUGACAAGUUUUAUCGGGAAGUGGCUGUUGUGCAUCCGAAAGAGUUGAGUUGUUUAGCAUUUUAUCAUAAUACACCUAUUGGUGCUAUCUGCUGCCGAAAAGAACCUAUCUUAACCCCAGAAGGCACACCCACCGGUCUCUCAAGGAUCUACAUCAUGACACUAGGAGUCCUCUCACCCUACCGACGACUCCACAUCGGCUCCGCAUUACUGAAUCGAAUCAUACGACACGCGGUGGGGGAUACGAGUGUAGAGCAAUUAUGCUUGCAUGUUCAAACGACGAAUGAGGAGGCUUUGAGGUUUUAUGGGCGGCAUGGGUUUGAAAAGGUGUGUUUAUUUGAAGGGUAUUAUGCGAGGAAUCGGGGGGUGCAACCCCCUGAUGCGUGGUUUUUGAGAAGGAGGACGACGAGUGAUGAGGAGGGAGGAUAGAUGUGCUGUUACGUGCGAGUUUUUUAAAUAAAAAAAAAACGAUUGUCGUUGGCGGAGA